CGCAGCGCGGGGAGGAUAGCUCAGGGGCGGGGCCUGGCGGCGAACUAUAUAAGGCCAGGCGCACAGCGCCCCCCUCCUCACUCGCGCGUUAGGAGGCUCGAGUCGUUUUGCUGUCCUGUCUUCCCGCCUGCGCCAGGGACCUGCCCAACUCAGUGGCCACCAUGGCAUCAGAUGAGGGCAAGCUUUUCGUCGGAGGGCUGAGUUUUGACACCAAUGAGCAGUCACUGGAGCAGGUCUUCUCAAAGUACGGACAGAUCUCUGAAGUGGUGGUCGUGAAAGACAGGGAGACCCAGCGAUCCAGGGGCUUUGGGUUUGUCACCUUUGAAAACAUCGACGAUGCCAAGGACGCCAUGAUGGCUAUGAAUGGGAAGUCUGUGGAUGGGCGGCAGAUCCGGGUGGACCAGGCAGGCAAGUCAUCUGAUAACCGAUCCCGUGGAUACCGAGGUGGCUCUGCUGGAGGCCGGGGCUUCUUCCGCGGGGGCCGGGGCCGGGGCCGUGGUUUCUCCAGAGGAGGUGGGGACCGCGGCUAUGGGGGGAGCAGGUUCGAGUCCAGGAGUGGGGGCUAUGGAAGCUCCAGAGACUACUACAGCAGCCGGAGUCAGGGUGGCGGGUACGACCGGAGCUCUGGCGGGUCCUACAGAGAUAGCUACGACAGUUAUGCUACACACAACGAGUAAAAAUCCUUCCUGCUCGAGAUCGUCCUUCCAAUGGCUGUGUGUUUAAGGAUUUGGGGAGCGCCGCUGCAUCGUUAGUGUGUAGUGACCACGCCUCCUUGUGCCCACUUCUGUAGUUUUGUUGGUUCUGAUCUUGUCAAACACAGCCUGACUGCUUCUGACCCCCAGAUGGCCUCACUGCUGCCCUUUGCUUUUUAAGGAAGUGCAUUCUGUUUUUAAGGGUUUUUAAAUCGUUUUGAAAAGCACAUCCAGUUUUACUUUUAACCUUUUUACCACUAGCCAAGAGAUUUUUUAGAAAAUAACUGGGGGUUGUGAGGGUUUUGUUUUUGUUUUUGGUUGUGUUGCCAUUUUCGUUUCUUUUCAGUGGGGUCAACCCCGUGAGGUUGCUCCUUUUUGAGGUUGAACGAACUCUGGAUCCGCUCUCUUUGUCGGAAGCUGAGCAAGCUGUGGCUUUUUUCCAACUUGGUGUAACAUUUCUGAGUGUAGCGUGGUCAGACCGUGCAGGAGGCAGUGGAGGUGCCCGGGCUGCCCGCCUGUCCUGGGCGACCCACAGUCCCCAAGAGGUUCUUGACAACGUGUGUUUAUAUUGUCCUUUUUUACUGGAAGUCAUACACAUAUGCCAUCACUGUUGUAUUUGAAGUGGUUGAGGAAUCCUUGUAUGCCGUUUUCUUUGGCUUCACGAAGCUGAUUAAAAGACUGUCUGAAUGAA
This is a messenger RNA of Dama dama (fallow deer), 1383 nucleotides long. RefSeq names its product cold inducible RNA binding protein (gene CIRBP). The transcript is spliced from 7 exons. Gene Ontology annotation, cellular component: spliceosomal complex. The record is from RefSeq and is a predicted model, not a curated record. Bases 162 to 677 code for a protein of 171 amino acids. Gene Ontology annotation, molecular function: RNA binding. Gene Ontology annotation, biological process: positive regulation of mRNA splicing, via spliceosome. NCBI's taxonomy places the organism in Eukaryota, Metazoa, Chordata, Mammalia, Artiodactyla, Cervidae.